UCACCAGCCCUGUGGUCACAGCCAACACCAGCUCUUCCUGCCUGUCAGAUGCCUCAUUCCCAUCCGUGACACUCAGAGAGAAAUUAUGAGCCCUGAAAAAUACCAUACUGUUUUGUGAUGUCACCUCUGGAAUGUUCUGAGUGUUUUGGUGACCAACUUCUGCAUAGGACCUAUACCUGGCACCUCACAUUGCACUCAAGGCCAAAUUUUACAAGAAAAAGAGAUAGCAGAUCUGAAAGCCUAGAGAUUCCAAUCAAUGUUGUUCUACCUCAGAGGGGCACAUCCGAGCCCUCCCUGAGGCUCCACAACUUGCACGGCACCCCUCGAUGUGCGAGGCAGGCCGCCCCGCCCCGGCUGGGCCGCAGGGUGGUCAGCCAGCACGCCUACCCGCUGAACCGCUUCUCCUCGGUGCCCGGGGACCCCAUGGAGCGCCCCACCGCCUCCCAGGCCGACCCAGAGCUGGACUACAACCCGCCGUGGGUGCAGCUCAGCGACGAGAUGUUCGUCUUCCAGGACGGGCGGUGGGUGAACGAGAACUGCCGCCUGCAGCCUCCAUACUUCUCCCCCUCGCCCUCCUUCCACCAUAAACUGCACAAGAGGCUGGCCAAGGAGCGCCUGCUGCAGGAGGAGAACAAGUCUCUGCGCGAGGAGAACAAGGCCCUGCGGGAGGAGAACAACAAGAUCCUGCAGGUCCUCUGGGAGGAGCACAAGGCCGCGCGGGGCGGGGAGAGGAGCCGGGCUCCCUCGCCCCUGCUGCACGAGGACAGCAGGCCCCUGGAGGCGGCGAAGAAGUACAACGCGGCCCUGCAGACGUUCCGGGGCAAGGAGACCGUCGCCCUUCAGCAGCUCAGGGAGGAGAACCGCACCCUGCAGCUCCUCAUGGAGGAGAACCGCACCCUGCAGCGGCUGCUGGAGCAGAGACAGGCCUACUGGGCCCAGACAGAGGACAAGGCCGUCCCCACAGAGGAAGACCAGGUAGCACCCUCUCCCAGCGAGGAGCCUCACGGCCCCGGGCUGCUGCCGGAUCAGGGCCCAGGCCUCUCCUCCCCCUUCGAGGAGUCCAAAGGACCCUCGGCCCCACAGGAGGACGCCAAGACGCUGCGCGCCCUACGGGAGAUGGUCAACAACCUGUCUGGGCCUUCCGAGGAAGAGGAGGGCAAGGCAGGCCCAGGCCUGCUCGACGGUGGCCAGUGCCUGCAGCUCCUGAGAGAGAUGAAUCAGGCCCUGCAGGCCCUGCGUGAGGAGAACAGGGCGCACGUGCUGUGGGAGGAGCACCGGGCCUUCCAGGAGGAGAGCAAGGCCUUGUGGAAAAACAGUGAACUGAAGCUGCAGCAGAAGCUGGUCAUUGAUACAGUGACCGAGGUCACCGCCCGCAUGGAGAUGCUCAUCGAGGAGCUCAGCGCCUUCAUGCCGACCAAGAGCAAGGACGCCAAGAAGCCCAGUAGGGUCUGA
This is a messenger RNA of Carlito syrichta (Philippine tarsier), 1452 nucleotides long. It is a transcript of the gene CBY2, whose product is annotated as spermatid associated. Lineage: Eukaryota; Metazoa; Chordata; Mammalia; Primates; Tarsiidae. The record is from RefSeq and is a predicted model, not a curated record. The coding region runs from base 118 to 1452 and encodes 444 amino acids. The transcript is spliced from 3 exons.